UUAUCCAAUUUCAACUGCUCUUUUCAUUUUUUGAAUCUGGCCCCGGCAACUUCGCCAUGGGUUCUGCUCAACUCCAUGGACAGCUUCCCACUUGGGAACGCUUUGCUCCCGGAUCAGUCAACCUUCCUCCAGCUGAAUUCCCCAAAUCUGCGCUGGCUCCAUCUCCAGACCUGGAUGCGAACAAGACCGCCGUUGAUUUGGUAACAGCACUCAACGAAUCCAUCGCAAAAGCAGACUACGCAUCCGUCUCGAAGCUCUUCGUCGACAAAGGCUUCUGGCGUGACCAUUUGGCCCUGACGUGGGAGUUUCGCACAGCACAGGGACCGCAGGAGAUUCUCAGCCUGCUUGAGACGAGCUCCAAAUCCAGAGAUGGGUUUCGCUUGAAGCACGUUACACUAGACACAAGCUCCGCGUUACGAGCACCCAGAGUUGCGCCUCUCGAUGGCGAGGGCGAGGUCAUUGGAAUCCAUUUCGUCAUCAACUUCGAGACCGUCAUCGGCUCAGGGAAAGGCGUUGGUAGACUUAUCAACGACAGUGGAACCUGGAAAUUCUAUUCCUUCUACACGGUCCUCGAGGAGCUCAAAGACCACAAAGAGCAGAUCAACGAAAGACGGCCCAAUGGAGUCGAGCACGGCAUGAAGCAAGGCCGGCAGAAUUGGGCGCAACGACGAGAGCAAGAAACUCUGUAUAAAAAUGCCGAUCCAGCUGUUCUUAUCAUAGGUGCUGGACAGUCCGGACUGACAAUAGCGGCCAGAUUGAAAAUGCUUGGCGUCGAUGCCCUGAUUAUCGACGAAAGUGCUCGUGUUGGAGACAGCUGGAGGAAACGCUACCAUCAAUUGGUUCUCCAUGACCCUGUCUGGUAUGACCACAUGCCAUAUCUUCCCUUUCCACCCCAUUGGCCCAUCUUUACGCCCAAGGACAAGCUGGCACAGUUCUUCGAAGCCUACGUAACGUUGCUAGAGCUCAACGUGUGGACCAAUGCAUCACUUGGAGGGUCCAGUUGGGAUUCUACCAAGGGCAGCUGGGCUGUCAAAGUGCUCCGGCGUCUGGAAGACGGCUCUGUAGAGACUCACGACUUGCGCCCACGCCACAUCAUUCAAGCAACAGGCCAUUCGGGAUUUAAACACGUGCCGCAGUUCAAGGGAAUGGAUACUUUCAAAGGUGACCGUAUCUGCCACUCUUCGGAAUUUCCAGGCGCUCAAGAGAACAGCAAAGGCAAGAAGGCGGUAAUCGUCGGAUCAUGCAAUUCGGCCCACGACAUUGCUCAGGAUUUUGUCGAGAAGGGCUACGACGUGACAAUGGUCCAGCGCUCGAGCACCUUUGUUACUAAAUCCAAAACCAUCACCGACAUUGUCUUGGCCAGCUACUCAGAAAAUGGCCCGCCGGUGGAAGAUGUAGACUUGUUAACCCACAGCCUUCCCCUGGCUCUUCUCAAGACCCUUCAGACUUCCGUUGCCAGGAAGCAAGCAGAGAAUGAUCGUGACAUACUUGAGGGGCUUAUGCGCGCUGGAUUCAAAGUAGACACUGGGCCAGACGGAGCCGGUCUUUUCUUCAAGUAUUUCCAGUGGGGAGGGGGCUACUACAUCGAUGUUGGCGCCUCUCAACUCAUCAUUGACGGCAAGAUCAAGAUGAAGUCGGGACAGGAGGUUACAGAGAUUCUACCUCAUGGCUUACGUUUCGCAGAUGGCAGUGAACUAGAGGCGGACGAGAUUAUUCUGGCAACAGGGUACGGUAACAUGCGUGACAAGACGCGGCUGAUGCUUGGAGAUGCUGUUGCAGACAAGAUUAAUGACGUAUGGGGAAUCGGUGCGGGAGGAGAACUUCGCGGCAUCUGGCAGCAGACGGGUCAUCCUGGUUUCUGGAUCCAUGGAGGCAAUUUGGCACUAUGCCGGUACUUUUCAAGACUACUGGCACUGCAGAUCAAGGGAAUAGAGGCAGGCUUGUAUGGGUACGGCGAGAAUUAGAGUAGAAUCGACUUGUUCUGGACCGGUGUUUGCAUGGCACUGGGACCCACCCGUAUUAGACUCGGAUCUUGACUUUCUCAAUACUAUCGUCAUACCUGCUUGGGCAGUUUCGCUUC
Trichoderma virens Gv29-8 is the source of this 2080-nucleotide messenger RNA. RefSeq lists its product as uncharacterized. Gene Ontology annotation, molecular function: flavin adenine dinucleotide binding; monooxygenase activity. The transcript has 2 exons. The record is from RefSeq and is a predicted model, not a curated record. Lineage: Eukaryota; Fungi; Ascomycota; Sordariomycetes; Hypocreales; Hypocreaceae. Bases 57 to 1964 code for a protein of 635 amino acids.